CAGUCUGACUCCACCAGAGCAAGAAGGACACACUGCCAGGAAUAAAAUCCAGGACAUUUCAACAAUCCAUCAGAAUGAAAUACACUCAGUAUACAUUCCUGAUGACCCUGAUCUCCAUCCUUGACUACUCUUCGGCUCAGCAGACCUGUGCUGUAGAGUCUUUCACAGUGAAGGCCGACUUUGAUCCCAAGAGGUAUGCCGGUAAAUGGUAUGCUCUGUCCAAAAAAGACCCAGAAGGCUUGUUUCUUCAGGAUAACAUCUCAGCUGAAUACACCAUUGAGGAGGAUGGCACUAUGAUUGCAUCUUCUAAAGGCAGAGUGAAACUUUUUGGAUUCUGGGUGAUCUGCGCUGACAUGGCAGCCCAGUACUCUGUGCCUGACCCCACCACCCCAGCAAAAAUGUUCAUGAACUAUCAAGGCCUGGCAAGCUAUUUGUCAAGUGGAGGUGACAACUACUGGGUGAUUGACACAGACUAUGAUAACUAUGCCAUCACAUAUGCCUGCCGCAGUCUGAAAGAGGAUGGAUCCUGCGAUGAUGGUUAUGCCCUUGUUUUCUCCCGCAAUCCUCGUGGUCUUCCCCCAGCCAUUCAGCGCAUUGUGCGCCAGAAACAGGAGGAAAUCUGCAUGUCUGGCCAGUUUCAGCCUGUGCUACAGACAGGGGCCUGUUAAAUGGAGGGGGAAAACUUUUCCAGUCCUGAGUUGGAGCAGAGGCCCAUCCUCUGCAUCUUGAAGUUGUCUCUCACAUAUAGUUUGGAUUAGAGCCUUCUCUCAAACACGUCUAAGUGGUGUUGUUUCUGUUUUGCUUUUUUGCACCUGGGUGUACCACACACUUGUGUGAAC
Sceloporus undulatus (fence lizard) is the source of this 839-nucleotide messenger RNA. Its product is annotated as purpurin. The record is from RefSeq and is a predicted model, not a curated record. Gene Ontology annotation, molecular function: retinol transmembrane transporter activity; retinoid binding. The coding region runs from base 75 to 668 and encodes 197 amino acids. Lineage: Eukaryota; Metazoa; Chordata; Lepidosauria; Squamata; Phrynosomatidae. The transcript has 6 exons.